CGUCCAAAGGAGCUUAACUCGAUACCAUUGACUGACUUCCCUGCUUCCGUUCAGAAGAAAAGUUCACGAACCCUAGAGAGACCCCCUAUUACUCCCAAACGCUUGACACUUGCAACAGUAUCACCACAGGCGAUGGAUCGCGAGGAUGCCGGGGUACUAUCCGUUAGUUCUCCAGAGAGUGGUCCUAUGGAGCGCCAGCCGAUACCAUUGUCUGACUUCCCUGCUUUCGUUCAGAAGAACAGGCAUUCCACUUUCUUUCAAGAGGAAUUCAAUGACUUGCCGGAAGCAAAUAUCUAUCCGCAAACCGUUGCCAAGAAGCAAAUAAACUUCGAGAAGAACAGAUACAAGAACAUCCUGCCAUAUGACUCCUCGAGGGUACAACUGGCGAUACUCAAUGAUGACCCAGAUUCGGAUUACUUCAACGCAUCUUUCAUUCCUAGCUUCCAACAUCCUCGGAGGUACAUUGCAUCACAAGGACCGAACAAGGCCUCUAUGGAUGAUUUCUGGAGGAUGAUCUGGCAGGAGAAUGUGGCGACUAUUGCCAUGGUUACAAACCUUAGCGAAGGAAACAAGAUCAAGUGUCGUCAGUACUGGCCGGAAACGAGCACAACUCCUCUUCUGUUCGGUGACAUUACCGUGGAGUUGGAAUCUGUGGAGAAGUGCAGUGGCGGAUCAAAGCGAUCAUUUGUCCUGCGAAAGGGCAAAGCAAAGACUCAGAGAUUUCUCAAUCAGUUCCACUACACCAAAUGGCCUGAUCGAGAUGUUCCAAGGAACAUGUCCUCUCUGCUUGACUUCAUCUCUGAGGUGAGGAAGGAUCAUGAACAGAACAACUCUCCAUUGCUCAUUCACUGCAGCGCUGGUGUUGGGAGAACAGGUGUGUUGAUAACCAUUGACAGCGUAGUCAGUGAAGCCAAGAGAAACAAGCUAGUGGAUAUCUUCGGUUUCGUGUCGAAGAUCAGGCAGAGUCGACCCAACAUGGUGCAGACAAAGGAGCAGUACAAGUUUGUUUACGAGGCUGUUCUUGAAUAUCUACUUUCGGAGAAUACGGCUAUCCCGGUCAACUAUUUCACGUCUCGUUUGGCAAGGCUUCAGGAUAUUGAUCGCAACAGUAAAGGAAGGCGAACAGGAAUGUCUGUCCAGUUUGAGAGCAUCAAGAUCCUGUGCCCCGACCCUCCUGCAAGUAUGAUCAGAAAUGGAACCACUGCAGAGAAUAAACCUAAGAGUCGAUACGGCAACAGUCUUCCAAGCCGAGUGAAUCGAGUAAUGCUGCGCUCAGUUAACACUCAGUCUUCAGAUUUCAUCAAUGCUAGCUUCGUGAGAGGCAAUCAUGGUCGGUUCAUAACCACUGAGAUGCCUAUGCCUAACACCGUAGCUGAUUUCUGGGUAAUGAUACUUGACUACCAACCAACGGCUAUCAUCAUGCUGAAUGAUGAUAAUCAACGAGACAAGAGCUGUGCACGGUACUGGUUCGACAAUGGGAUGGCGACCUUUGGAUAUCUCUCUGUCUUAACAUUGGCGACUACCCAAAGAGAAGGCUUCGUCCAAAGGACGUUGGAAGUUUCUAGGGGAGAUAAGGUUCGUCAUGUUGUAGAGCAGUACCAGUUUCUAGAUUGGCCAGUCGAUGUGAUCAAACAGAAGAAGAGCGCACGAUCUCUUCUAAAGCUCAUAGAGGAAAUGAGGGAGGUCUACUCUACUCAAAACGAGUCGCCACUCGUAGUGCAUUGCUUGAAUGGAGUAGGUCGCACCGCAGUGUUCUGUACUGUUCUUGAGUGCAUCUCUCAGAUACUUGACGAGGAUGAUGUCAAUGUCUUCCAAACGGUCAAGAUGAUGCGGAAUGAUAGGAUGCACUUCGUUCAAACCGAGGAGGAGUAUGCAUUAAUCCAUAUGCUGAUCAAUGGGUAUAUACAAACCAACGAUUACGAGCAGUUGCCUUGCGCUGACAAUGACGAGCAUACAUACGGGAACUUGGAUUGCGCUGCACGCCCUGCCGCCGUAGAGAGCGUGUAUGAGUUAACCGAGAUCGAAGCUGGCGCCACCGCGUGUCCAUCGCAAACACACACAGAGGAAAGAAAUGCGAGUGAAGAUGGGGGAACACAACAUGUACAGGCUAAGACAACAGAUGGGGAAACCCUCUAUGAAAACUUUGCGUAUGAACUUUAGGAAGUGGACUUACUACCAGAAUUAUCUUCUUAUUAUACUUGGUAAAAGUAUAACAUUCAUAGGGUAUGUCCUACUCUCUAAGUGAUAUUAUAAAAUAUACACAUUCAGUAAUUAGGGUGCAAGGUUGGAUACACAAAAACAAGGAGAUUUGUCCAAUGGUGUAUUUCUUAUUCAUUCACUUAUUCAGAUAUAUUUAAUCAGGAUUACAAGAUCACCUGGAAAUGAAAAUAUCUGUCCUCGAAUAAAAAACAUGACAAAAUAAACAUGAAAACAAAUAUGAAAUCAAAACAAUCGUGAAAAUAAAAAAAAAGGAAAAAAGAAAAUGAAAUAAGGUAUAGUUUGAUCAGUAAUGUACAGACCUGUUUUAGUAUUAACGUUUACGGCAAAGGCAUAAAUCAUGUAGCGUCAAUAAUGUAAUCUUACUAAUAAAAUCUUUAUGUGGCUAGCUUCAUUUUGUUUCCACUUUCCCCCCCAAAUUAUAAUAUUCAAGAAUAAAUAAUGCCACUUUUUGUCUUAAUCUUUGGUUCUGCAUGUGAAUGGAUCUGAAAUGACAAAACGUGUAGACCAGGUGCAUGUAGGCUUGUAUUGUCUAGGAAUGAAAUAUUGAAUGAUAAUGGUGAGAAUGAAUCGGAAACAAUGAAUCAUUUCAUUUCAAAAUCAAGUGGAUAAUGAUGACUGUUAGUUAUUUGGUAGAUUGUUGAGGUAAUUUGGCAGGUCACAGUUAUUCCAUUAUAAUGGGACAUAAUCUAGACAAUCAAAAUAAUGUAGAGCUGUGUGCGCAUGAUUGAAAUCAAUUAUUAAACAUAUAGAAAUAAUUAUGAAAUACAAAUUACAAGAAUAUAUAUCCAUGGACUUUGAGAAGUGCGUCAUAAACUUCAGACGCCAAAUUUCCGACGUUUACACGAAGCUUUUUUUCUUCUUCAUCAAAUCAUGUUGCAGGGUAGGGGUGAUAUCUGCCAUCUGUGUACUGAGUUUUAAUAGUUUAUGAUUAGUGUAAGGUGUAGUACUAGAAGUAGCUACCUCUAGCAAAUAUUAUUAUUUCAAUAUAUUGUUGUACAUUAUAUUACUUACCCAGAAUUCAAUUAAAUGCAAAAUUUACUCGA
Messenger RNA from Strongylocentrotus purpuratus (purple sea urchin), 3263 nucleotides. Its product is annotated as receptor-type tyrosine-protein phosphatase alpha-like. Lineage: Eukaryota; Metazoa; Echinodermata; Echinoidea; Camarodonta; Strongylocentrotidae. Gene Ontology annotation, biological process: protein dephosphorylation. The coding region runs from base 133 to 2160 and encodes 675 amino acids. The record is from RefSeq and is a predicted model, not a curated record. The transcript has 16 exons. Gene Ontology annotation, molecular function: protein tyrosine phosphatase activity.